AUGCAUCUCGGUAAUGAGCUGCGACUUCCAGCUAGUAGCGGUUACUCACGAAGUUCCUGGAGGCGGCUGACGUCGUACAUAUUCCGGGCUUGCCCUGAAGCUGGAGCGUGUAGCGGUAGGACAGGUCAGCUGGGGUCCAGGUGUUCUCGGAAACCCAGGUACAGCCAGGUGAGCUAUCUAAUGGCUGCACCGUUCUGCUACAAAGGAAUUCCUAGCCUUUCAAGUCCUAUCAAAAUAUUUUCACCUAUGUUAAAAGGUCCACUUUCUAUUGAGUUCAAUGACAGUCGAAGGAGAGGCCAAAAUCCAUUGAUCCUCCGGUGCCCGCCCAUUCAAGUCUCCGAGAACCGGUCUCAGGCGAACCGGCCUACAGUAUCAGUCCUUCCACCAGACGCGGCUUAUCACUUCUCACUAUCACCUCCGGCAUUCAGUAUUUAUUCUACAGUAUCAGCUUGCCUAGGGGCCUGCUCUCUUUCAUGGUCGUCUAUGGUCUGGCAUCCUUUCCCAAUAAUUGUGUCGUUGACCGAAGAAGUUAGGAGAAAGCCGAAGGUGUGGAUCGUUUCCUUCUGCCGUGAAGGACAAAGGACCAACGACCCCGCUGGACAAGCCGUGAUCGGAGGCUGGGAAUCUGCCGCGAGUGUCGUCCUGUAG
Nezara viridula (southern green stink bug) is the source of this 648-nucleotide messenger RNA. The record is from the annotation of a GenBank genome assembly. NCBI's taxonomy places the organism in Eukaryota, Metazoa, Arthropoda, Insecta, Hemiptera, Pentatomidae.